UAUUCCGUCGUUAGGGAAAGCUUCCAGUAACCAAGAAUCGCGUAAACACCGUGUUCCUGAUACUUAAAAUCUCCGAGUUUGACGUCAAUCGCGUGUAAUAGUUCUCAGAGACGCAAGAAAGAUUCCUUCUAUCGCGAAAAGUCCCGUGCUCACUGGCUAGGCAACAAUCUUUCCCCGUUUAUAAAAAUCAACAUUUCCUCGCGAAUUAUACAAUUCCGUCGGUUCACGAUACUUUCAUCCACGAAACGGGCAAUUUAGACGGUACGCGAAAAGAUUCCACGAAGAAAGUUUGCAAAACGACGAUUCGAAUGUUCGAAUUUCCCGCCAAGCGACGUCAGCCAGUCUGACCACUAUCAAGCGACCAGACGGUCGAUAACAAUCAGUGUUCUCGCAGCAGCUGCCAAUAUUUCAUCUCGUCGUUCCGCGUGACUCGCUCUGUGAUCCAUAGAUCGCUCGAUCACGCGACCAUAUUCCUGAUAUUACGAACGCAACAGUAUCACCGAUCGACACUUUACACUGAAUAGGAAUAUAAUUCGACGACGAACUGACAAUCAGAAAUUAGACGUCAAGACUGGGACGCCUGAAAUUCGUUGUUCAAAGUUACGCAAUAUUACCAAUCGGACAGGUCUACGAAACCAUCGACCUGGUGGGAAAUUCAAACGGUCCUUCGACCAAUUCGCUUCAUACUGACUGAAAAAAGACAUCAAGAAAAGAUUUUUAAUAGAACAAGUGGAAUAUCUUGGGAGAUCUUGGCGGGAAAUUCAAACGAUUCUUAGUCCAAUUAACAUCGAACAGAAGAAGAUAUCAAGUACAAGAUUCUUGACAGAAAAAUCGAAAUCUAUUAAAAAAAAUCUUGCCAGGAAAUUCAAACGGUGCUUACACCGAUUCACCUCAAACAGAAGAAGUUAUCGAAACAAGAUUCUCAACAGAAAAAUUGGAAUCUAAUAAAUCUGGGCAGUAAAUUGAAACUGUGUUUACUCCAAUUCCAACAGACACUAAAAAAGACGUCAAGACGAGCAUUCCCGAUAAAACAAUCGUGUAAACGAGGACCACCAUAAAGAUCCACGAUCUCGAGUCGUUGGUUCGACGCAGAAGGAAAAAAAAAAAAAGAAGAACGAAAACAUAUGGUUACACGUUAUUCGCGAUAACGAGUUCGAUAACGGGCCGAUAACCUGGCUUAAUCCUCCCUCUCUCUUGCGGCGUAUCGUUGCGGCAACGGUAGAUCGCGCUGGAUGGUCCAGAAUCGAGGCGACGAGUUCAUCGCGAUAGGGGAUCAGGGUGAGUAGGAUCGUGGUGAUAUAAUAUUUGAGAUCCAGGGUUUGCUCCAUGGCCAGACGUCUUUUGACCGCGACCAAGCUCGUGUCGAGAUCAUCGAUCGGAGUCGGAACGAUCCAUAGAACGAUGGCUUCGUGUGGUACCAGCCAGGUGGUCCCCAAGGAGGAGGUGGUUAGGUUCGUACGAGAAUGCUUGCGCAAGGCUGGGACCAGCGAAAAGGAUGGCCAAACGGUCGGCCAUCAUCUGAUGACCGCUGACUAUAGCGGCCACUUUAGCCACGGGAUGAACAGGCUCAGGAUGUACGUGCAGGAUCUGGAGACCAAGAUCACCGAUGCUCACGCGAAACCACGGAUCGUCAACGAUUUUCAGGCGGUAGCGUUGGUCACCGGGGACAACGGUCUCGGCCACGUGGUGGGCAAGUUCUGCAUGGAACUGGCGAUCGAGAAGGCGAAGAAGUUCGGUAUAGGGAUGGUCACGGCUAGAUCCUCGAACCACUACGGAAUCUGCGGCUACUACACUCGAAUGGCGAUGGACCAGGGCCUGAUUGGGUUCACCUGUACGAACACCAGCCCGAUGAUGGCUGCGACACGCAGUAAAGGAAAGGGAUUGGGCACCAAUCCUCUGUCUUUGGGGAUGACUGCUUCGGACGGGGAUCGUUUCCACUUGGACAUGGCUACCACAGCUGUGGCCCUGGGCAAGAUCGAGCUGGCGAUCACAAAAAAGGAGCCAAUUCCACCUGGAUGGGCGAUGGGCAGCGAUGGAAAGGUCACCACCGAUUCUGAAGACGCGUACAAGACCAGUCUAUUGAUGCCUCUAGGCGGAGAGGAGCAAACUUCCGGUUACAAAGGAUUCGGCCUGGCCUUGAUGGUUGAAGUACUCUGCGGUAUUCUAUCCGGAGGCCAGUUUGGACCUAAUGUCAGACAAUGGAAGGACAAGAAGAGGGUCGCUGAUCUUGGACAAUGCUUCAUGGCCAUUAAUCCAGAAGCUUUUGGACCUGGCUCGCAGGAGAGACUGUCCAUUUUGUUGAAACAAUUGAGAAGCUUGCCUCCGGCGACGGAUAAACCGAUCCUGGUCGCUGGGGACCCGGAGAGGGCUGCGAUGGAACGGGUGGACGAAAACGGAGGGAUUUCUUAUCAUCCUAAUCAGCUGAAGGAUGCCGAAGAAUUCGCGGAACAGAUGGGCGUCGAGCCUAUGAAAGUCGUCCCUGCGAAGAUCCACUAG
Dufourea novaeangliae is the source of this 2496-nucleotide messenger RNA. RefSeq lists its product as uncharacterized. The record is from RefSeq and is a predicted model, not a curated record. Gene Ontology annotation, molecular function: oxidoreductase activity. The transcript is spliced from 2 exons. The coding region runs from base 1327 to 2496 and encodes 389 amino acids. NCBI's taxonomy places the organism in Eukaryota, Metazoa, Arthropoda, Insecta, Hymenoptera, Halictidae.